AUGGCCGAGCCGCGCUCCAAGCGGCCCCGCGGGAUGCUGCCCGCCUGCCCGGCGCACCGCCCGCUGCCCGGCAGCCGCGUGAGGCAGGGCUUCCCGCCCGCCGUGGAGGAAGGCCUCUGCGGCGUCACCGGCGCCCUGCUCGAGCUCUCCUACUGCCUCCAGGCGCUGGGUGAAUUUUUUGAUCAGUCACAUGUGGCCCUACCAAAUGUUUCCAAGUUCUUUCUGCAUCAAGCUGUAGAGGAGAGAAAAGCUGCAGAAGCUUUGAUGAAGUAUCAGCAAGAAAGAGGAGGCCACUACUGCUCUAAAACCAUCCAGAAACCAAACUGUGAGUAUGCAGUCAGUCUGAUGAAAGCCCUGGAAGUAGCGAUGCUCCAGUGGAAAACUAUGACACGGUAUUUUGAAGAGCUUUAUGCCCUGAGCCUUGAAAAUGCAGAUCCUCACAGUGCAAGCAUUAUCAAGAAACAAUUCAUUGAGCCCAAAAUCCGGAAGAUCAAGCUGAUGGGAGAUCUUCUGACCAAUGCUCGCAGGCUUGACUGUUCCCAAGAUGGCAGAAACAGUCUUGGGGAUUACUUUAUGGACCGGUUCCAGAAAGAGCUAAGAACAGGCAUAGACCCAGAGCCUAGUCAGUGCCAUAGCCCCUGCCCACCUCUCCAGCAAUGCACAGGAGCUGCAGAGGGUCUGAAGCGUCCCCAGAGAGAAUCCUUGCAGCACAGGAAUGGUAUAGGGCCAAUAUAUGCAACCAUAUAUUGCACUGCUGCAGUGCCACAGUGCAAUGAUGGGACAGGAGCAAAAGUGAAGCAGGGCAGGGAGGGACUGUAACACUAUGGCUGUUACAGCUAUGGAGCAGCUCCUAAGGCAGAUCUUUAGAGGGUGGCCUUGAGACUAGCACUCAGGAGACAAAAUGGGUUACUCCUGUAUCACUCUCCCUUCUUUGCACCCUGUCGCUCAUCCUCUGAUGAAGCAAAGUUCAAAGUCUACCCAUGCAAUUGUUUAAAUCAUAGUGUGAUGCCAACAACAUGGGUAACUAGCAGUCUAUCACAGUUAUCUAUGCAAUUCUUACCAUAAAAGAUGGCUCCGUGUAGAAACCAAAGGCCUUUAGGCCUCUCUUCUGGCUUAAAAGACCAUUAAUUAAUGCCAGUUAUUUUUAACAGUGUAUAAAACCUUUUAUAAAAAAAUACUUUAGUACAAGGUAACUUCUAUGUGUGGGGGGGAAUCCAAAGAUUAAGUUUUAUAUUAGUAUGGCAACAUUACAGAUUUUUUAAAAUGCUUGUUUUAAAACAAGAUAGAUUUCUUGUUGUCUUUCUAUCAUAGUAGGAACUUAAUUCAUAUGAAAAAAGCUAGUUUAUAGGUAAAUAUUCCUUCAAUAUGAAGGAUACUAACUCUUUCUCAAUGUGGGAAUAAGAAAGUGCUGUUUUUCUCACUGCAGUUACUUGCCUUGUUGCCUUCUCUAAUCCUCAAAGAGAGGAUGAAAUAAAUUAGGGGUUUUCAUUAGAUAUGGUCCUCACAGAUUCUAUUUUACAAGUGUCCCUAAAGGCACUAGCUCUAGCACUUUGUCCAGAUGUAGCCUAGAAUAGUUAUCUUAAUUACCACAAAAAUCCCCAUUUCAGCAAGAAACAGUAUGGUAUUACUGUGGUACUACUGCCAGUUUUCUGUAUUCCCUCUCUUGGCUCCAGGUGGAUGAAUAACAUCCUAGUAAAAGUGCAGCACACUCAGCUAAAACUGCAUUACAGAAGUGGCCUCCCAUUAAUUUUGUAUUUCAAUUAGGAGAGCAUUCACACUGUCAAACUUACAGCCUUUGCUUUAGCCAGCUGGAUUAAAGAUCAGAGGAGUCUAAAUUCCUUCCCGUCAGUCCCUACAGGAGUGCCUCUCUCUCCACUGACUAACAAGGUAACUGAGGAAGAGCAACUGGCUAAAUCAGCUGCCUGGAACUAGGAUCUUAAAUCAGUAUAUAUCACAGCUUUUAAGCAUGGGGGUUGCUCCAUUGAAAGAUUAAUUCAAACUUUUAUGUAACACUGUAAUCAAUAUUUCUAUUGUUAAAUUUGAAAAUAAAUUCAAUUCAACAAAAUAA
Rhea pennata is the source of this 2068-nucleotide messenger RNA. Its product is annotated as ferritin light chain-like. Gene Ontology annotation, molecular function: ferrous iron binding; ferric iron binding. Gene Ontology annotation, cellular component: cytoplasm. The record is from RefSeq and is a predicted model, not a curated record. NCBI's taxonomy places the organism in Eukaryota, Metazoa, Chordata, Aves, Rheiformes, Rheidae. Gene Ontology annotation, biological process: intracellular iron ion homeostasis; iron ion transport. The coding region runs from base 1 to 819 and encodes 272 amino acids. The transcript has 3 exons.